Messenger RNA from Geodia barretti, 1220 nucleotides. The record is from the annotation of a GenBank genome assembly. Lineage: Eukaryota; Metazoa; Porifera; Demospongiae; Tetractinellida; Geodiidae.
CCAUGGUUUUUGCGGCGCGCGAAAUUCGAUUCUUCUAUCUUCUGCCCCCAGCCCGCGAGAGAUAGAACCCUGCGAGAGAGUGUGUGUGAGUCUAAGUCGAACUCAAGGAGAGGGGAGAUGGCUACCAGGCAGACUGACCUACUGGCCGUGCUGCAAAAGAGCGCCAGGAACGGUACACUGCUGUCAUCCUGCGAGCCAGAAGUACGAGAGUUGAUGCACCAGAUCGAUGUGCUGAUAUCAGGGAAGCAGGCAGAGUGGGCGGGGCAAUGGACGGGGCUUGAGACUCAGCUGAGGGAGAAGGAGAGGGAGUUGGGAGCUGUCCGACACACUCUGUGGCAGAAAGACACUGAGUUGGCUCAAGUGAAUGAGAAAUAUGAGCAACUGAAGGCAAGAAGACAACACAAGUACUCAUCUCUACAGGGAGUGUCAGCCAGGAAGACUUCUGAGGAGAUACUUCAGCUCAGACAGGACAAACAGGUAUUGGAAGAGACCAAGGCUCAUUUGGAGGAGGAAAGGACGGUACUGGAGGGACAGUUGAACCUUGCCAAACUGGAGACCACAGCACUGCAGGAAACAUGUGCAGCUCUAGAGGGAGAGGUGAAGUUCUGCAGGUCUCAGCUAGAGCAGAAGGACACCCUCGUGGCAGCCAUUGAGCAGAGUCACUCUGUCAGAGGCAAACAACUCCAGGCUCAGUUGAAAAGGUCUCAGGAACUGGCAGAGGCAAGAGCCCUGGCCCUACAAAAAGUUCACGGAGAGUUGGAGGAGAAGAGGAGAGAGGCUGAGGUCGCGUCCGCUGAGGUUCUGUCUCUCAAUUCCCAGCUCUCACACAGUCAGGCCUCAGUGAGGCAAUUGAGGGGCAAGUACGCAGAGCUUCAGGGACAAGUGCAGAAUCUUGAGGACCAGCUAAAGGUGACAGGGACCCAGUUGUCUCAGAGAGAGCAUUCAGUGAGACUUCUGCAGGAGUCCACUCAGAAGAAAGAUAAACUUAUCAAGUCUCUGGGUGGGAGAAAAGCUCAGGUGUCAGAAGUGAGUCGUCUGAAACAGGAGCUAAGCCACGCCCACUCCCAGCUCCAGACUCAGUCCCAGAGAGAGAGGGAGUUGCGAGAGGAAUUGACUUCACUGCAACAGAGGUGAGGCUUCUCUUGCAUAGGAUUGGGAGCUCAGUGUUUUAGUGUGUGUGUGCUUUCCUUAAUGCUCAGACUAAAGUUGAAGUAUGGAAU